Messenger RNA from Gossypium arboreum, 1562 nucleotides. RefSeq names its product phosphoglycerate mutase-like protein 1. Gene Ontology annotation, cellular component: cytoplasm. The transcript is spliced from 10 exons. Gene Ontology annotation, molecular function: phosphatase activity. Bases 197 to 1222 code for a protein of 341 amino acids. The record is from RefSeq and is a predicted model, not a curated record. Lineage: Eukaryota; Viridiplantae; Streptophyta; Magnoliopsida; Malvales; Malvaceae.
UAGCGAAUAUGACAAAGUAGCGCGAAGAAUCUGAGCCUCAAGACUCCAAAUUCCAAAACAAUGGUUUUGCCCAUCUUUACGUAUUUCCGGGACCGAAUCAAACCCAGCAGGCAGCAGGCAGCAGGCAGCAGGCAAAGAGAGAGAGUGUGUGUGUGUUUCUCACCUUACCUUAAAAUAUAUUAACAAUUUUUUUAAAAUGACGGUUUCAAUAUUUUAUAACAUUCCAUCACCCUCCUCAUCUUCCCUUUCUUCUUUUUCUUGUUCAUCUUCUUGCUUCUUAAGCAUUGCCUCCUCCUCUAUUCCCUUUUCAAACCCUAAAAAACCAGUACAACUUUCUCUUUCUCAUACCUCUGCUUCUCUCUCGGAUAUGGAUGUAAUAAGCAGUCCUGGAUUAUACCCUUUGCACCGUUGUAAAACUCUGCAUCUGGUGAGGCAUGCUCAAGGGGUUCACAAUGUAGAAGGGGAAAAGGAUCACGCCGCUUAUUUAUCUGAAAGCCUUUUCGAUGCCCAUCUCACACCUCUUGGUUGGCAACAGGUUGAUCAUCUGCGCAAGCAUGUUCAUGAAACUGGGCUUUCUAAGAAAAUCGAGUUGGUUAUUGUGUCCCCUUUGCUCAGGACUAUGCAAACUGCAGUGGGAGUCUUUGGUAGUGAAGGGUAUAAAGAUGGGAUAGAUGUACCUCCAUUGAUGGUGGAAAAUGCAGGUGAAAGUAACCGUCCUGCAAUUUCAAGUUUGAAUUGCCCGCCAUUUGUAGCUGUUGAACUUUGUCGAGAACAUUUGGGAGUCCAUCCAUGUGAUAGAAGAAAAAGCAUCGGCGAGUAUCGGCCUGUCUUUCCUGCAAUUGAUUUUUCUCUGAUAGCAAGCGAUGAGGAUAAUUUGUGGGAAGCUAACAGUAGAGAAAAGAAUGAAGAAGUAGCAGUCAGAGGAAUGAAAUUUUUGAACUGGUUGUGGACAAGAAAAGAGAGGGAAAUUGCCAUUGUUACUCACAGUGGCUUCUUGUACCAUACCUUGAGUGUUUUUGGUAACGAUUGUCACCCAUCUGUGAAGAGUGAAAUAUGCACACACUUUGCAAAUUGCGAGCUUCGAUCCGUAGUUAUUGUUGAUAGAAGUAUGAUGGGAUCAGAUCCUGCAACAACAAACUAUCCCGGAAAAAUCCCUAGUGGGCUUGAUCUUCCCAGUGAUGUUGCUGAUGAGAAGCUCUUGAAUGAUGGAGAAGGCAAGUAGUUAUUAAUCCGCCGGAAUCUGAGUUUGAUAUCCAUAGUAUGAUCCUUCUGCAAAUUUGUCAUAAUUGUUACCUCACAAAGACUGUAUGUAGGUUAUGUUGCUUUCAAUUUUUGAAAGCAUUCAUGCUCGAGAUUUGUUUGGAUAUGAGUAAGGUAGUAGAAUCCUCUAAAUAUAUUUGAAAAAAUUUAGAGAUGAUUAAGCAUACUUGUAGUGGACACAGAUAUGUGAAAAAACUUGGAGAUAAUUAAGCAUACUUGUAAUGGACACAUACCCAGUAUUUAAUACUUUCGAGUCCAGGGAACAGAAAAUAAAAUUUGAGUGUGUUUAGUAGGGAAGAAAA